Molecule: messenger RNA, 1404 nt
Organism: Dibothriocephalus latus
Lineage: Eukaryota; Metazoa; Platyhelminthes; Cestoda; Diphyllobothriidea; Diphyllobothriidae
Source: the annotation of a GenBank genome assembly
AUGAUUUUGGCUUCAUCACAUUUGCGACUGCUUUACGCCUUUGGGCUGCUGCUUCUGUGGCCAGUGCAUUCGGCACUUGCAACAACUUUGCUGCAGCCAGAUAUAACAUGGCCCGAUGUCCGCGAUUUGGAGGUGAUACCCGAUCCUACACUCUUCGUCGCUUUGCGAGUUCAGUGGCGAACACAGCCGCGAGAUUCGCUACGCUACUUUGAGGUCACUGUACGCUGUACUGAUUCUGACAGAAAUGAUACAAAGUCAUCAACCACGGAGGCGAAAGUAGAAUAUUCUUUUAACCUUUGCCGGACGACCUACGUGGUGGAGGCUUUCCUGCAAACUGCCUUCAACGAGAAGGGAAUGCGUGUCGCACGGACGAUGUCUGCAUCUGGAAGCCCUAAUGCAGUACAACCACCGACAAACGCCAAGGCGACACUGUUUGUUAACCCCGACCGAACUGUCUCCCUGAAUAUCUCCUUCGUGCCGCCACCACUCGGAAGUGCACCUACAAGCGGCGUCGCCGUAGAAAAUAUCACACUGAUUAUCACUUCGGAAACCAACUCUUCAUCGGAAAUAUGCCGGAAAGUCCUCAAAAGAAAUGAAAGUUUCGGCGACGCCAACCAGAACGCCGGGAUGAUGCAAGUGGGGCUGCCGCCUGUCUUCAAGCUGGGUGAAAUAUACAAGCUGACAAUGUACACCAACGAUGUUAAGGAGAAGUCAUCAGAAGCAAAAAUCACUAUGCCCACAUUCGAGCCCCGCAGCAUCGCAUCGGCCAAAAUCAAGUCCAUUUUGGCCACCACCAUCGAUUUUGAAUGGGGCGAGCCAAUCUUCCCUAUUGACGGUCUGCAGGGAUUUCUACUGCGGGGCAUCAACAGCAGUGGUGAAGCUACCGUGAAUAUGCAGUCGAACGCACGGAUGGGUAGCCUGUCGAACUUGAAGCCCUACACGAACUACAGCACUUCGAUAACCCCUACAUACUCAGAUGGCAGUAACUCAAAGUUAACCAAGGAUUUGGGCUUCGUGCUUACAUGGUCUGCAGCUCCAUCUCCACCAACACUCACAUCCGUCACCGUUUCCGGACCCGAAUCCAUUGUGCUCUCCUGGAAGGCACCGGAGACUACCAACGGCAUUCUAGAGGAAUACGACGCGCAGUGUUACAGACCUGGUAGCGACUGGCCCUCAGGUAGCCGGCGCGUGAAUGCCCAAACCCUCUCCACUGAGGUUACCCGUCUUGUCCCGAACACCUUAUAUGAGUGCGCCGUGAUUGCAUCUACACAGCAGAUCAGCUGGGGCCAGGGCGGCGGAAAGACAUCCUCAGCAAGGUCAUCCCCCAUAGGGACAUGGCCAGGAAGUACGCGCUAUUGCUUUGUUACCGUUACUUAUCAUCCACCAAAGACACAAAGGCAUUAG